AUGCAGUCUUCUAAUUUCCAGCAAUCUUCCAUGUUGACAGCUACCCCCGCUGUAUCUUCUACUUCGUAUCAGCAGCAGAACAACGGCGCUGUCUACCAGGGUUCGAGCGUUGCUUACCAGCAAGGCUCGAGCAGCGUUUACCAGCAGGGGUCGAGUGCUGCUUACCAGCAGGGGUCGAGUGCUGCUUACCAGCAGGGGUCGAGUGCUGCUUACCAGCAGGGGGGAAACUCUACUAGCCGAACGAUAACUGGCCAAGAGCGUGUGCAGAGUACGCGUAAGGUGUCGUCUACGAUUGUGAACGAGCAGAUGAUGGGCCCGCCCCCCCAAGAUCUUCCGGUGCGCGAGAUUGAGGUGCCUGGCCCGGUGCAGGAGGUGGUGACCCACGUGCCGCGGAAGGAAGUGAUUGAGACUGAGCGGCGGGUGCCGAAGUACGAGUAUGAGUACGUAGACAAGAUCGUGGAGGUACCCCGCAUAGAGUAUGUCGACAAGGUCGUGGAAGUGCCUCAGUACCACGAGGUUAUUGUGGAGCGUAAGGUGCCUCAAGUGGUAGACGUGCCGCGCGAAGUGAUCAAGGAAGUCAAGAUCCCGCGCAUUAACUAUGUGGAGAAGCAGGUCGAAGUACCGGGCGAAGUCAUUGAGGUGCCCAAGCACUUCACUGUCGAGCAGAAAGUAGAAUUUACGCGAUACAACGAUCGCAAGAAACCUGUGGUGGUUGCCCAGGCGGUAAAGCCCCUCAUUGUCGAGGGAGCCGGCUUCACGGAAGUCGACGUCUACGAGUACGAGCCUGAAUGCGUACCAGUCGAUGUGCACGUUGUCAAAGGCGUUCAGGCCCAGGUCCAGGCCGGCGGAGUCGUGGAAACCACCCACCGUGUUGUUACCAUCCCUUCGGCGCAAUAUAACACCAUCCUGCAGCAACUUAACACCCAUCUUAACCAAACGGAAGUUCAGAAGCUGCCAUACCUCCAGGAACGAGGACAGGUCACCUUCCUUGGUGAACGGAUCCACUACACUGAGCCCGCACCAGGUGUAGUGAUUCAAGGCUUUGACAUGUCCAACCUGACAAACACGUAUGUCGACCAAGCCAGUAGGAAGGUCCACCCUGUCCCCCCGCCUCCGGUUGCCGGCACAGGCGCCGCUGCCGGCGCUGCUGGCUACACUGGUGGCUACAAUGCCGGCAACUAUACCACCGGCGGUGCCAGCUACACUGCCGGCAGUUACCCUGCCGUAGGCGCCUCCAGGCCCGCCGUCACCUCCAGCGCGCUAGGCUCCUCCGGCUACAGGACCGCGCAGCAGUACUCAUCUAGCCCGAACUACGCCAGCCAGCAGUUCACGCAGCACUCUACCACUACCUACUCGCAACCGCAGACGUACACCAGCACUAGCUACCAACAGCAGCCGGUGACCUACGCCCAACAGCCCAUCACCAACUACGCCUAA
Molecule: messenger RNA, 1437 nt
Organism: Gregarina niphandrodes
Lineage: Eukaryota; Apicomplexa; Conoidasida; Eugregarinorida; Gregarinidae
Product: inner membrane complex protein
Exons: 1
Coding region: 1-1437 (478 amino acids)
Source: RefSeq, a predicted model, not a curated record